AUGAAAACCUCCUACCUCCUUGUCUCUCUUCUCGCAUCAUUCAAAGUUACCGCGAAGCCUACAGGUGGUAGUGAUUUCGAUAUCGCUCUCCAUUCCCGUGUAGAGCAACGAGCUGCCGUGCCAGCACCUCCACCCCCACCUCCAGCUCCAAAUCCGGGCCCAGCUCCAGCUCCGGGUCCAGCUAAAGCGGCUGAUCCACCCCCAGCACCGACUCCCCUCCCACCUACCCUAGACGGUGUUGUCCUGGACGGCGGCGUCGUAAACUACAAUCCGAACAACCAUAAUAUUAAUAAUUGCUGGACGGUACCAGUCCAACGGCCUCCCCCCAGUGCUCCCUACGCCCCUGGUACCUGCUCGGUAUGCGGCUUGCAACGCAACGGUACCGACGGUAGCGCAGACUAUCAGCUCUGGGCUCGAGACAAUCUCAACAAUGCCAUGGGCAACAUGUCCCCAACUACAGUCUGGCCACUCGAUGGGAUGCGCUCGCCAGCAGAUGAUAGUAAAAACCAGUCUGUCAUUCAGAUGGGCGGAUCCCCUCUUCAGCUAUGGGCCUUGGAAGCAGAAGAUCCCAACUAUUCUAUGGUAUACAUGAGAUGGGUCACCCCGCCGCACCACCUAAGCGCCCCCUUGAAUGACACAACCAUACCACAAGUGUCCUUUGAUCCAAACCCAAAGAUGAUUAAUACCGAAACAUGCAGCUCCGCUGGAACCGCAUUAAACGGUGCGGUGGUCUACUUCAUAUGCUACUUUGCAUGCUAG
Messenger RNA from Letharia columbiana, 759 nucleotides. RefSeq lists its product as uncharacterized. Bases 1 to 759 code for a protein of 252 amino acids. The record is from RefSeq and is a predicted model, not a curated record. The transcript has 2 exons. NCBI's taxonomy places the organism in Eukaryota, Fungi, Ascomycota, Lecanoromycetes, Lecanorales, Parmeliaceae.